Messenger RNA from Dentiscutata heterogama, 180 nucleotides. The record is from the annotation of a GenBank genome assembly. Lineage: Eukaryota; Fungi; Glomeromycota; Glomeromycetes; Diversisporales; Gigasporaceae.
GCUUUUCAUAACAUGUACCGAAAAAAAUUAAAAGCAUAUUUUGAGCAUUUUAAAAAGAAUUUGAAAGAAAGCUCUAUGAACUUGGAUGGAGGUGCUAGUACAGAAUUAAUUUUAAAAGAGAUGAAAGAAAGCUUUAAAAACUGUCAAAAGCCGGGAAUAGAGACAAUGAGCAAUUCCUAG